AUGAAGAUUAGCGCGUCAUCAAUCGCACUGCUGCUCAACCUUAUUGUUGGAGCUUCCGCUUUUGCUCCUUUGCAAACAGCAAAUAUCAAUAUCAAUGACAGAUGUAAUACUGAGCUUAUGGCGUCGUCGGGUAAAAUGAACUGCCGUCCCAUUGGAAUUGGUAGUGCUGCUCCUGACACUAUCAUUACAAACGUGGACCUUGAAUCUGUUGUGGAAACAAACGACGAAUGGAUCGCGACAAGAACAGGAAUUUCGCAAAGACAUGUGCUAACGGGGGAUGAAAAGCUCAGAACCCUCGGUGCAAAAGCCGCACAGCAAGCUCUUGAUAUGGCCGGAAUCUCAGCUGAAGAUUUAGACUUGGUCAUCUGUGCAACAUCAUCUCCAGAUGACAUGUUCGGUGAUGCCACAGCCAUUGCUGCUGAAAUUGGUUGCUCCAAAGAUACAGUCGGCUUUGAUCUAACGGCAGCAUGCUCAGGGUUCCUUCUUGGAUCUGUCACAGCCGGACAAUUUCUCUCAUGCCCCGGAACAACAAUGAAAAAUGUUUUGGUAGUUGGAGCCGAUGCUUUGAGUCGGUGGGUUGACUGGGACGACCGCAACUCAUGUAUCUUGUUCGGAGAUGGAGCAGGCGCCAUGGUGCUCACAAAUCAAGGAGACGAAGAACCUGGCCUGCUUGGUUUUUCAGCACAUUCCAAUGGAGAAGGAUAUGGAGAUCUAAAUUGCUUAUACAAUGGUGUUCCCAGACCGAUCUCCACUCCAGGAGAAGACACAAUCUUAAGUUCUGGAAAGUACCAAAAAAUAGAAAUGAAUGGCCAGGAGGUCUACAAAUUUGCAACACGUGAAGUUCCAAAAGUACUAAAGGAAGCUCUUGAAGCUGCCGACAUCUCAGUGGACGAAGUCGACUGGCUUCUGCUGCAUCAAGCCAACAUCCGUAUCAUGGAAAUUGUGGCAAAGCGAAUGGGGAUGCCAUUCGACAAGGUUAUCACGAAUUUGAAAUCAUAUGGAAAUACCAGUGCGGCUUCUAUUCCUCUGGCACUGGAUGAGGCAGUCCGAUCUGGAAAAGUAAAGAAGGGCGACGUCAUUGCCUGUGCAGGUUUUGGAGCUGGCCUAACAUGGGGAGCAACCAUCAUGCGAUGGGGCUAA
Molecule: messenger RNA, 1140 nt
Organism: Cylindrotheca closterium
Lineage: Eukaryota; Bacillariophyta; Bacillariophyceae; Bacillariales; Bacillariaceae
Source: the annotation of a GenBank genome assembly